Molecule: messenger RNA, 2494 nt
Organism: Acyrthosiphon pisum (pea aphid)
Lineage: Eukaryota; Metazoa; Arthropoda; Insecta; Hemiptera; Aphididae
Product: organic cation transporter protein
Exons: 11
Coding region: 486-2027 (513 amino acids)
Biological process (GO): transmembrane transport
Cellular component (GO): membrane
Molecular function (GO): transmembrane transporter activity
Source: RefSeq, a predicted model, not a curated record
AGUGGUUGUCGUGCCAUGUGUUCUCUUAAGUAAUCCUGCAUGGCACUUUGGCAGCAGUGCUGACUUAGUAUUCGAUGCUAUAGUUUCUAUUCGACUGCCACGCUCAAAACAACUCAUUCACUUCCCUUAAUACAUUCCCUUGCGUAGUAUUAUAAAAUGAGUACAAUAAUACAUUUAUGAUUUUUUAAACUGUUUGCUAUAGUUAUUAUUUCUUUUAAUUUAGUUGAAUUUAAGUUUUAAAAUAAAAAUAAAACCAGUGCAUCAAAAAUGGAAAAAAGUACAAGCAUUGAUUUUUAUAUGGAUAAUUUAGUUUCUUGGUCUCAACCAUUAUUAUAGAGUAAUAUAGAGAGGCCGACUUUACUCGGAAACAUACAUUUUAUUAUAGACGAGAUGAGAGCGAAUGCUGUUAAUUGUUUUGAUCUAUAUAGUGCUCAUAUAUAGGGGACUUCGGAAAAUAUCAACUGCGGCAGUUUUUACUAAAUCUAAUGUCAGCAUUCACAGCUGGUCUACACAUGAUGGCUUUAGUCACUGUUGCUGCUGUACCUGAAUACAAUUGUUUGAUACCGGAAACAGAAUCGGAAUCAAAUAUUACAAAUUGGAUCGUGGCACCCAAAUUCAAUAAUGAUUCAUGUCAAGCAAUAAUUAGUUAUAAUAAAACCAUUAAUUGUGAAAAAUGGUCAUUUAACGAAACAUAUUACGGGAGUACUAGAGCUACGCAGUGGAAUAUGAUUUGCGAUAAUCGAUGGAUGGGGUCUUUAGCACAGAUGAGCUACAUGUUUGGAGUAUUUACCGGCGCAGUUGUGCUUGGAAGUCUUGCCGAUAAAUUUGGCCGUAAAAAGAUUUUCUGCAUUUCAGCUGUAGCACAAUUGUUUCUUAGUGUCGGAGUAGCAUUUCUUAAUAACUAUUGGAUAUUUAUAGCUACCACAUAUGUAUAUGGAAUUUUCGGUUCAUCGGGGUCUUACAUUUCUGGAUUUGUUUUAACUAUGGAGUUAGUAGGACCCUCAAAACGUUCAAUGUGUGGAAUUCUAUUUCAAACAACAUUUGCUUCUGGUAUUAUGGCCGUAGCAGCGUGGGGAUAUUUCGUCAGAGACACCUUUUUACUACAAAUUAUAUAUGGAUUACAUAGUUUAAUGCUAAUUCCUCAUUUCUGGUUAAUUGACGAGUCUCCAAGAUGGUUGUGGGGCCAAGGAAGGAAAGAAGAAGCAAUUAAAAUUAUACAAAAAGCACUGAAAACCAAUAAUAAAACAAUGCCAAUAUUAUUAGAAAAAGAACAAAUGUUGUCAUUAAAUAAUGACGAACCCGUCAUAGAAAACAAUCAAAAUCGAUCGUAUUCGAUAUUGGAUUUGUUCAAGACACCAAACCUGAGAAAUAAUACGAUCAAUGUUUGUCUUUAUUGGUUUGCUGCUAGUUUUGGAUACUAUGGUAUUUCGCUCCGAACAGGAAAUCUACCGGGGAACCCAUAUUUUAUGCUUUUUGUGAUGGCAGCUGUGGAAAUGCCUAGUUAUGUAUUUGUAACAUUAUCAAUGGAUCGUGUGGGUAGACGAUUUCUUAGCAGUUCAAUGAUGAUUGUCGGAGGAACUGCUCUGCUUGUUUCUGCAUUUUUCCCUUCGGAUCCAUUAUCACAGUCAAUAUCUACUGGUAUUGUGUUCCUUGGAAAGUUUUGCAUAGCAGGAGCUUUUGCUAUUAUUUACAAUUAUACUGUAGAACGUUUCCCCACUGUGGUCCGAAACACCGCUAUUGGACUUGGAAGCAUGUUCGCGCGUUUAGCCGGUGGUUUUACUCCUUUGGUUACCCUAUUGGAUGUAUAUGACAUAAGAGCCCCUGCAAUAACGUUUGCUCUAGUGACCCUUUUGUCUGGGAUAUUGAGUACUCUACUUCCAGAGACCCUUAAUACAGUAAUGCCACAAACCAUGGAGGACGGUGAAGAAUUUGGGAAAGGUGAUACAUGUUUUACUACUGGAUGUUUUGGACGAUCAAAAAAAAAGCAGCCAAAACAAAAAGAUAUACCUCUUGAAGAAAGUUACUAAUUGUAAAUCAAAACAACAAGGAACUUUAGUAAUCUAGUUUUUAAGUUAAGUUAUUUUUAUGUAAAUUGUUUUUUAUAUGUACCUAUAUUUUGGAGAUACAUAUUUUAUUUACAUUUUACAUUUUAUAUGCAUUUUAUUUUUUAACUCAUUCGUUUUCAUUCAUUAAUAUAUGCUUAGAGUUUAAGGAUAACAAUAUACAUUUUUACAGAAAAAUAGUUCGAAAAGUCAAAUUUUUGAAUAGGUAAAUAAAAAUCUUAGACGUAAUCAGAAUAAUUUGUAAUAUUAUCACGAAUAAAAUGUUCAAUAUUUUAAAAUGUGUGAACAAAGUACAAAUUUAAAAUAUCUACUUAUAAGUCGUAAUAUAUUGAUAUAAUUAAUAGUAGUUUUAAAUUUAUAUUUUUAUAAGCAAUAAAUAAUUGAUAAUUGAAUACAAUAUUAUAUUUUUUACAAAUAGUUUUUUGAGAAAA